AUGAAGGCGGGUUGCAGGCCCAAGAUCCCCCGCUGUGGGACGACGAUGACCCCGCCAUUGCGGCCGGGCGUCGUCAUAGGCGGGCAAUCAGGGCACUGCGGCGAGGCGGCGAACCACCUCGCCUGCUUGCCUCGCCGGGACGCCUCCUGUUCAAUGCAGCGACGGCGGCUGGUCAGGCGUAAUGUGAGGCGAUCCGUGCUUCGGAUUAUGACUGACUCUGCCCCUCGUGUAUGGGAUGAGACGGAAGGAUCGCGAGCUGCGUUAACUAUUUCGUUUCUGACUCUGGUGGUGCGAAUAGCAAACCAUUUCCGGACGGGAGCAAGCAGCGGCCGUGAGCGGGACGUGGAACUGGCGGCCGGGUUUUUGCGUCAUAGUUGGAUAAGGUCUGCUAGCGGGCCCCCCGCUUGCUCCCGCGCUGGCCGCAGGGAGUUGCGUCGCCGAGAACCCCGGCGCGCGCUGCGAUCAGGUGUCGCCGUCCGCUGCCGAAAGCCACUGGAGAGCCCGAGAGAGGCGUGA
This is a messenger RNA of Purpureocillium lilacinum, 516 nucleotides long. Lineage: Eukaryota; Fungi; Ascomycota; Sordariomycetes; Hypocreales; Ophiocordycipitaceae. The record is from RefSeq and is a predicted model, not a curated record.